AUGGAAGAUAAGAGAGGUCGAACCAAGAAAGCUAACCGAGAACGCGGCUCUAGGCGAGGCCGUGAGGGUGAGCAAGUACAGGAACCGGUGCCUGAACCGAGAGAGGAGAGGGAAGCAGCGGUUGAGCAGCAACCUGAACCCCAGAAUGCCGGGGGAGAUCAGGUGGCCACUGCUAUCCAACAGAUGACCAAUAUUUUAGCCCGAUUGGUGGAACAACAGGGUCAAGGUCCUGUUCAAUUUGCUGUAUUUCAGUUCGAAGGGCCAGCUAGGGCCUGGUGGAACGUAGUAAGGGCCAAAUGGGAGAGAGAAGGAACUGCGUGGACUUGGCUAAACUUUGUGCGGGAUUUUAAUGAGAAAUAUCUUCCUCCUAUUGUCCAGGAGAAGCGAGAGGACGAUUUCAUUAAACUUCGUCAAGGAAUGAUGAGUGUAACUGAGUAUGAGACUCAGUUUACCAAAUUGUCUAAAUUUGCUCCCGAAUUGAUUGCUACGGAGCCAAGGAAAGUACGGAGGUUCAUACAAGGGCUAAAUGUGGAAUUACAGGAAGCCUUAGCGGCAGCCCAGAUCAAUACGUUUACGGAGGUCUUGGAAAAGGCCCAAAGGAUAGAAACUGCCAGGACCCACGUGAAGAAUUUCCACGCCAAGCGAAAAGGAGGAUCUAGUGGAAUUCAAGGGUCUGUGCGUAGUGAUCAAAAUGCACCACCUGCCAAGUCUGGUCGUGGGGCUGGAGGUGGACGGUUUUCGGGUACAUUUAAGGGAAAUGCUCCGAGAGGAGGUACCCAGAGAGGAGGUGCCCAAAGGGGAGGCCCAGUUGGUAGAGGACAAGGAAGAGGAAUUCCACAGGGAGGCCAGACCUCUACUCCCCGAGUAACAUGUGGAUACUGUGGAAAACCGAACCAUACUGAGGAUGAAUGUUGGAGAAAGGCUCGGAAGUGCCUAAGAUGUGGAAGUACGGAGCAUCAGAUAGUCAACUGCCCGUUGAUUAGUGAUACCCAAUCGACUGCCAGGUCAAACCCAAAGCCGACCAAUGCUGGAGGGGCUAGGUCGAGGGUUCCGGCUAGAGUUUAUUCGCUGGACCAACAAUCCGUGCCUGAACCAACGGAGGUGGUAGAAGGUACGAUUCCUGUUUUUCACCGAUUGCAAGAUGAAAGUGGUUGA
This is a messenger RNA of Coffea eugenioides, 1155 nucleotides long. RefSeq lists its product as uncharacterized. The record is from RefSeq and is a predicted model, not a curated record. Lineage: Eukaryota; Viridiplantae; Streptophyta; Magnoliopsida; Gentianales; Rubiaceae. Gene Ontology annotation, molecular function: nucleic acid binding; zinc ion binding. The transcript has 3 exons. The coding region runs from base 1 to 1155 and encodes 384 amino acids.